UCAUUUAAACUGUCACCCAAAAACGAAACAAUGUUUCGCCUUUGCUGUACGAAUUUUUCGCUGAUUUCUCGCCGUAAUAUUGGCCUGUCGGCCGCAAGGCGCUACAAGGAUCCCAUCUAUGAGAUCUUUUUGGAUAAAGUGCGCGAGUAUCGCCUGAAGAGUCCCACAGGAAAGGCUCUCGAUGCGGGUCCGGAGUUUGAGCAGGAGCUAAAUGAGACUUUGGAGCGUUUGGCAUUGAAAUUCGGUGGCGGGGAUGGCGUGGAUAUGUUGGAGUUUCCCAAAUUCAAGGAGCCUGAGGUAACACUAGAUCCUCUGUCCAUUUUUGCCAAGCCCAAAGAAGAGACAGAGAAAAGCGAGGAGUCAAAGGAAGUGAAGAAUGGAGGCAAAGAACAGGAAAAUACGGCAAAAGAUCAGCAGAAAACCAAGGAAACAAAAGGGAAAGAUCAGCAGAAAGCAAAGGACACAAAGGCCGAAGCAAAGGACAUAAAGGCCAAGGACACAAACCCCAAAGAUGACAAGAAAAAGUAGAUAAGGAAACUGCCAAUUUCCUUAGUGUUCAAUUUUCGUUGCUGUUAUUUUGUAAUCAAAAUUUCAAUUAAAUUGUUCCACUGUGGCUG
Drosophila guanche is the source of this 617-nucleotide messenger RNA. RefSeq names its product ATP synthase-coupling factor 6, mitochondrial (gene ATPsynCF6L). The record is from RefSeq and is a predicted model, not a curated record. Gene Ontology annotation, biological process: proton motive force-driven ATP synthesis. NCBI's taxonomy places the organism in Eukaryota, Metazoa, Arthropoda, Insecta, Diptera, Drosophilidae. Bases 31 to 528 code for a protein of 165 amino acids. Gene Ontology annotation, molecular function: proton transmembrane transporter activity. The transcript is spliced from 2 exons.